GUCGCCUUUCAGUCGGAGGUUACUGUUUGUUUUUGUUUGACGAUAUUUUAAGUCUAGUAACAUUGGGCUAAUUUUUUUUUUAACCAAAAGAAAUAAACAAACCUGCCCCGGAAGUUGUUCGUGCACGUGCCACGUCAGAGCUACAGGAGUGUUUCCAUCAGUGGUUCAGUCUGUGAGCAGCUUCUAGCAGUUUGUUCUUGCUGUCAACAUGCUGUUUCUGGGACUGAGCUGUUUGCUGCUGCAUGUGUGCGUGGUGUUUGGGACUGAGCUCACAUUUGAGCUGCCUGACAACGAUAAACAAUGUUUCUACGAGGAGCUAGAACAAGACGUAAAGUUUGAAAUAGACUUUCAGGUCAUUGCUGGAGGCAACUAUGAUGUGGACUGCUUCGUCACUGAUCCUUUCGACAAUGUCCUAUAUAAUGAGAAGAAGAAGCAGUAUGACAGCUUCUCUCACACCACAGCCAUGAAGGGAGUCUACAAGGUCUGCUUCAGCAAUGAGUUCUCCACUUUCACACAUAAGACAGUGUACCUGGAGUUCCGCCAUGGAGAUGAGGAGCCUCUCAUGCAGAACAUGAAUGGACCUACAGCACUGACUCAGUUGGAGUCGUCAUGUGUCUCCAUUCACGAGAUCCUGAAAGUGGUGGCUGACUCGCAGACAUGGUACAGACUGAGAGAGGCACACGACCGCACAAAAGCCGAGCAUCUCCUCGAGCGGGUGACCUACUGGUCCAUUGGAGAAACCGUCCUGCUGUUCGUCAUCGGCAUCGGUCAAGUCAUGUUGCUCAAGAGCUUCUUCACUGACAAGAAAGGCUCUGUGGCAGCCUCCACUCGUGGUGGUGUUUCUACGUCAGUCGUCACCAGUUUACCGGGCUUUACCUGCGUGUUGUCCAUUCAUAACGACAGAAGGUCCAGUGGUCGUGGUCGUAACUGUUAUCACUUCCUCCUGAACAUGGCGGGUUACCUGAAAGCUCUGACGACCGUGACAAGAAGUGCAGCCGCUGCGCUGUCGCACAACCCCGCAGUGCUCUCACCGGCCGCCGUCUGCCAUCAGAAGUCUCAACAGAGGAACUAUGCCACAAGGCGCAUCAAGGUGGACCAGCCGGUGGUGGAGAUGGAUGGAGAUGAGAUGACUCGCAUCAUAUGGGAGUUCAUCAAAGACAAGCUCAUCCUGUCCAAUGUUGAUGUUGAGCUGAAGUACUAUGACCUGGGUCUGCCCUACCGUGACCAGACAGAUGACCAGGUCACCGUCGACUCUGCUCUGGCAACCAAGAAGUACAACGUGGCUGUCAAGUGUGCCACCAUCACCCCAGAUGAGGAACGAGUUGAAGAGUUUAAGCUCAAGAAGAUGUGGAAGAGCCCUAAUGGCACCAUCAGGAACAUCUUGGGUGGCACUGUUUUCCGUGAGCCAAUCCUCUGUAAAAACAUCCCUCGCCUUGUUCCCGGUUGGACGCAACCCAUAACAAUUGGCAGACACGCUUUUGGCGAUCAGUACAGGGCCACAGACUUUGUUAUUGACCAGCCUGGCAAGUUCAAAAUUGUGUUUGCCCCAGCUGAUGGAAGCAAGCAGAGGCAGUGGGAGGUGUAUGACUUUCCCUCAGGGGGCUGCGGGAUGGGAAUGUACAACACUGAUGAGUCCAUCAGUGGAUUUGCUCACAGCUGCUUCCAGUAUGCCAUCCAGAAGAGGUGGCCUCUGUACAUGAGCACCAAGAACACCAUCCUCAAGGCCUACGACGGGCGCUUCAAGGAUAUUUUUGAGGAAAUCUUUGAGGCGCAGUACAAGCCAGAGUUUGACAAGCUGAAUAUCUGGUAUGAACACCGUCUCAUUGACGACAUGGUGGCUCAGGUCCUGAAGUCUUCUGGAGGGUUUGUUUGGGCCUGCAAGAAUUACGAUGGAGACGUCCAGUCAGAUAUUCUGGCUCAGGGUUUUGGUUCUCUAGGCCUCAUGACGUCUGUGCUAGUGUGCCCUGACGGAAAGACUAUCGAGGCCGAGGCUGCCCACGGCACCGUCACCAGGCACUUUCGUGAACACCAGAGGGGAAACCCAACCAGUACCAACCCCAUUGCGAGCAUCUUUGCUUGGACCAGAGGACUGGAGCACAGAGGCAAACUGGACGGAAAUCCUGAUCUGAUAAGGUUUUCCCAGACGUUAGAACAAGUCUGUGUGUCGACUGUGGAAAACGGUGUGAUGACCAAGGACCUCGCUGGCUGCAUCCAUGGCUUGGCCAACUGCAAGCUCAACGAACAUUAUGUCAACACGUCGGACUUCCUGGAUGCAAUCAAGACCAACUUGGACAAAGCUCUGAACAAAUGAAGCACUAUCAGAAGACACACUUGCCAACACAGAGAGACCAAACCUGUUUUUAGCUCAUUUUUACCCUCGUGUGUAUAAAUCUUUGUAUCCAAUUUUGAAGGAACCAAGUUUGCUAUUGUCAGUGCCAUUUUUGUAUUUGUAUAGCUCACUGAUACACAACUGUGCUCGUGUUCCUGUGCCUUUACCUGCUGCAAGCGGUCCAGUUUUGUAUUGCACAAUUAAGUGAUUGUAUUUUAUUAAUUAACGUUAAUGCUAAUGUUAA
Messenger RNA from Epinephelus moara (kelp grouper), 2573 nucleotides. Its product is annotated as isocitrate dehydrogenase [NADP], mitochondrial-like. NCBI's taxonomy places the organism in Eukaryota, Metazoa, Chordata, Actinopteri, Perciformes, Serranidae. Gene Ontology annotation, biological process: isocitrate metabolic process. The transcript is spliced from 14 exons. Gene Ontology annotation, molecular function: NAD binding; isocitrate dehydrogenase (NADP+) activity; magnesium ion binding. Gene Ontology annotation, cellular component: mitochondrion. The record is from RefSeq and is a predicted model, not a curated record. The coding region runs from base 209 to 2311 and encodes 700 amino acids.